AGGUUUUGUGCUUUACAUAGUUUGAAAUGAACCUGUUUUUGUUUUUUGUUUGUGAAGAAUAACAUCCCAUGAUUUAAAGGAAGGUUCUUGGAGUUUCGGUUGGUGCCUCUCUAUUUGUGAUGGAGUGAGUGAAAGAGAGGGCACACGGUAACUUCACCCUCGCCAUGAAAUCAGUGUUUUUCAGCCGUUUCUUCAUCCUGCUGCCCUGGGUCCUGAUUGUCAUCAUCAUGAUCGAUAUCGACAGUAAAAAGGCGAUCCGGGCACCAGCAGUCGGACGGACCGGCAGGGCUCAACGGGCCGCCCGGACUGGCGCACCGGGGGUCGGUGGUACCCAGAACCAGUCCGCUCUACCUGUUAUCUACGCCAUCACUCCAACUUAUACCCGUCCGGUGCAAAAAGCGGAGUUGACCCGUCUCGCCCACGUCUUCCGCCAGGUUCCCCGGCUCCACUGGAUCGUAGUGGAGGACUCGACGACGCGCACUGAGCUGGUGGCGCGCUUCUUGGUGCGGUGCGGCGUGCAGUACACGCACCUGCAUGUGCUCACUCCCCGCAGGUUCAAGCGCACCGGGAUGCCGCGCGCCACUGAACAGAGGAAUGUGGCUCUCGCGUGGCUCCGGCAGCACCGGGGCAGGCGGGACGCCGGGGUGGUUUUCUUCGCGGAUGACGACAACACAUACAGCCUGGAGCUGUUUGAGGAGAUGCGUAGUACUCGAGGUGUUUCUGUUUGGCCUGUGGGAUUUGUAGGCGGCAGAGCAUAUGAGCGCCCCCUGGUGUCUGGGGGUAAAGUUGUGGGCUGGUACACCGGCUGGAGACCGGACCGACCCUUCGCUACCGACAUGGCAGGUUUUGCGGUGAACCUCCAGGUGAUCCUGGUGAACCCACGGGCGCAGUUUAAGCGGCGCGGCUCCCAGCCGGGGAUGCAGGAGUCCGACUUCCUCAAGCAGAUCACCAAGGUUACUGAGUUGGAGCCCAAGGCCAAAAAUUGCACCCGGGUGCUGGUUUGGCACACUCGCACAGAGAAACCACAUCUUGCAAAUGAGCCCAAACAUCGGAAAGACACUAUGGUCAUUGAGGUGUGAGAGGAACUGCUGAGCAACGGAUCCAAAGCCAGCAGCUGAAUGUGGCUGCCAAUCAUCUCUUGACUGGGACUAACGACAGCAUCCCGCUUUCUCUCCUUAUGGGACUGAUACAAUCUGUUCUCGAUGGACACAGACUCUGAGGAGCUGCAUGAUUCAAGACUUCUGGCUGUGUGUCAAACGUGCUUCGGGAGAACUGGACGACACUGAAUAUGUUUGUUUUACAAACUGGGACUGUUUAUUUUCUCCAUCCACGGCUUGCUGAUGUGAAAAACUGAAGUGUAAAUGUAAAAUUAUGUUGCUGAAGUGCCAUGUAAAUAAUUAAUGUCAUUUAAUCAUUAAUACAUAUUGUCAAAUGAA
This is a messenger RNA of Cottoperca gobio, 1436 nucleotides long. It is a transcript of the gene b3gat2, whose product is annotated as beta-1,3-glucuronyltransferase 2 (glucuronosyltransferase S). Gene Ontology annotation, cellular component: Golgi membrane. Bases 165 to 1079 code for a protein of 304 amino acids. NCBI's taxonomy places the organism in Eukaryota, Metazoa, Chordata, Actinopteri, Perciformes, Bovichtidae. The transcript has 4 exons. Gene Ontology annotation, biological process: carbohydrate metabolic process; chondroitin sulfate proteoglycan biosynthetic process. Gene Ontology annotation, molecular function: galactosylgalactosylxylosylprotein 3-beta-glucuronosyltransferase activity. The record is from RefSeq and is a predicted model, not a curated record.